Messenger RNA from Yarrowia lipolytica CLIB122, 1329 nucleotides. RefSeq lists its product as uncharacterized. The record is from RefSeq and is a predicted model, not a curated record. Gene Ontology annotation, cellular component: endoplasmic reticulum membrane. Gene Ontology annotation, molecular function: phosphatidate cytidylyltransferase activity. NCBI's taxonomy places the organism in Eukaryota, Fungi, Ascomycota, Dipodascomycetes, Dipodascales.
AUGUCUGAAAAAAUUGACGCCCACACGUCCGGAGCAGACUCGGCCUCUGUCUCCAGAGUCACCUCGCGAGCAAACUCCAAAGUGUCGUCGCUCAACACGUCCAGAGACUCGUCACGAGAGGCCGAGUAUCUGAAAAAGGCUGCCAAGGACUCGUCGCCCGAGUCCAAGAAGCAGGCAUUCAUUGUGCGAACCAUCUGGUCGCUCGUCAUGAUUGUCUUCUUCUUCGCGGUGCUGGCGGCAGGCCACAUCUGGGUCAUUGCCCUGGUCGGCCUCGUCCAGAUCCUGACCUUCAAGGAGGUGAUAAAUCUGGCUUCAGAGCCCGCCAGCGAGAAAAAGCUGCCCUGGGUUCGAUCCCUUAACUGGUACUUCCUCGCCACCACAAUCUACUUUCUGGAGGGCGAGAAUAUCAUCCGAUUCAUCAAGCAGAACAACUCGGACCUGGAAAACACCCUCAACACCCUCUUCCUACACCACCGGUUCCUCUCCUACUGCCUGUACAUUCUCGGCUUUGUCUUCUUUGUCGCCUCCCUGGAGAAGAACCACUAUCGGUUCCAGUUCACCCAGUUCUGCCUCACCCACAUGACCCUGCUGUUUGGUGUCGUCCAGGCUCACUUCAUCGUCAACAACAUCUUCCAGGGUCUCUUCUGGUUCUUUGUCCCCGCCGGCCUUGUCAUUUCUAAUGACAUUUUUGCCUACCUUUGUGGCAUCACUUUCGGCAAGCACCAGCUCAUUGCCAUCUCGCCCAAGAAGACAGUCGAGGGCUUCCUCGGAGCCUGGAUCUGCACCAUCAUCUGGGGAGUCAUUUUCUCCGUCUUCCUCUACAGAUUCGACUACUUCAUCUGCCCCGUUGAGGACAUGGGAACCAACCUCUUCUCCAACCUGACGUGUGUUCCUAACCCCGUCUUCAUGCCUAAGGAGUACCCCAUCCCCACCGAGUUCCUGCGACAGCUCACCCACAAAACCACCUUCUCGGCCGCGCCCAUCCACUUCCAUGUUGGCAUUCUGGCCUCUUUUGCCUCCCUUGUGGCCCCCUUUGGAGGCUUCUUCGCCUCCGGUCUCAAGCGAGCCUUCCAGGUCAAGGACUUUGGAGACACCAUUCCCGGCCACGGAGGAAUCACAGACCGAAUGGACUGCCAGUUCCUCAUGGGCUUCUUCUCGUACCUGUACUACGAGACCUUUGUGUCCAACCAUGUGUCUAAGGUUGAGACGCUGCUCAACACUCUCAUGUUCACCUUCACCCGACAACAACAGGAGGAGUUUGUGCGGCAGUUUUUCGAGUGGGCCAAGAACGAGGGUCUCCUUACUGGCUUCUGCGCCGUUCUUGAAUAA